Molecule: messenger RNA, 1575 nt
Organism: Rubroshorea leprosula
Lineage: Eukaryota; Viridiplantae; Streptophyta; Magnoliopsida; Malvales; Dipterocarpaceae
Source: the annotation of a GenBank genome assembly
AAAUCUCCCACAUUUUCUCUUCCACUUUGCUCUUUUAUCCGUUUGUAUACAAUUUUCAUGGCAGAUGAGAGCACGAAUUCGUGAUGAUGGAGCCGAAACCCCCACACCCACUUCACCAAAUCGCAGAAACGCCGACUCACAAGUUGCUCCUGAAGCAAUGGCUCAAAGGAGAAGAGUUGGUCCUCAACAGGGUAGCCCUGAAGGAGACCCAGAUUGAUUCUGUCCGUGAAGAAAUCAUGCAGCUCUAUAUCUUCUUCUUCCUCUUCCACUCCAUCGCGCUCCUUCUCCUCUUCAAUUCCUCCUCUAGGGAACCUCCCACGGGGGCCUGCCACAGGUCAUGGAUCCCAUCACUCUGUUCACUUCUCUUCUCCAUGGGGAUAAUCUGGGCUGUGCGGUACAAGAUGGAUGUUGAAGAGCAUUUGGAGAAGAUGCUGGAGAGGGAGAAAGAGGAUGGGAAGUUGUUGGGGAAGUGUGCGGAGGAAUUGAAGAAAAAGGGUGUAGAGUUUGAUUUGUUGAAGGAGGUGAAUGACGCUGAGGAGGGCCAAGAGUAUGAGAAUGGUGGAGAAGGUUGUGAGGAAAUGGUCUAGUAGGGAUUUUGUGUCGUUAUUCUGCUUCACCGUGUCAUGUUUGGUUCUUGGAUUGACAAGGGUGAUUUUGUGUGGUUGAACUUCAAGCGAAUUUGGGAUUUUUGGGGAGCUUGAUGGGUACAACCUUGCAUGAUUUUGGAAACCAGGUAUGGUUUCCUACUUGUUUUUUAUGGGAUCUUUGGCAGGAGGAUUUAUAUGGAUAGAUAAUUUGUUUUUAGGUUUGGAAAUUAGAAGCAAGUGUAGAAUACUCUAUUCUGCUUUUGUAAUUUGUAAUUAGAAGAAUGUGAUUUAUAUGGAUAUAUGUUUAAAAUUUUAGAAAAUUUCCUUUAUUUUUCUCCUCUUUGUGCAACUAAAUGACAAAAAAUAAAAUUCGAACAUGAGGGCCUUGGUUGGUUUGAUGAAAGGGAAGACGAUUUCAUCUAAUUAAAUAGUUUUCUUGCAAAGAGAAUGUUGGCCUAAUGACUUAAUCUGAUUGGUUGAAAUAGUUCCCCCCUCUCAAACCAAACGUGUCCACAGUAGGAAUAAUAACCAAGAAACAAAAAUUUUAUCAUGUGAAAAACCCCAAAGGGGAAAAAACCCUGGAACCUAAUGCAGGUAAAGACGUCCACCAUGAGAUAACAUUCUUACAAAAUUUCUACUCUAGUAGGACUAGAGACUUACAACAAUAAUGAAAUCUUCUCACCCAAUGAAUGCCAAAACAAAUGCAGCUACUGCACAUUCUUUUGCAGAAGUCUUUUUGAGGUAUCAAGAUGACCUGAGAAUUAUGUCAGAAAUAAGAACAAAACAAAAUCAAGAGCCUUGAAAUUGGAACCCAAAAGAUUUGCCAUUAAGAGAAACUCCUCUGACAAUUUGACAACUCAACAGCUUUAUUUAUGAACUCCGAGUGGCAUUUGAUAAUAUUUGAUUUUCCUUCCACAAGCAGAUGCUGUAGUAGAUCUCCAACAACACUAAGUUCAUGUGCUUCAAUUCCUGGGUAGACAAUACUGGG